Molecule: messenger RNA, 4928 nt
Organism: Sesamum indicum (sesame)
Lineage: Eukaryota; Viridiplantae; Streptophyta; Magnoliopsida; Lamiales; Pedaliaceae
Product: erythroid differentiation factor-like protein
Biological process (GO): positive regulation of DNA-templated transcription
Source: RefSeq, a predicted model, not a curated record
UCUAGAAAAGAAAAACACUCGCUGCAGAAAUUCGACUUCGUUUGAGGAAGAAAUUCAAUCGUCAUCAUCACCGGAGAAAACGGGAAAGGACGCAGGAGAAAACCCUAGCUUGAGCAAUCGGGUAAUUCAGAGUAUUUCAGUAAAAAAUGGAGAAACAAGGAUCGGGCUCGCGGGAGUUACAGUGCGUAGGGAGACUGGAAAUCACCAGUCCCAAGCCCGUGGGCUUUCUUUGCGGAUCCAUACCCGUAACCGCGGAUGAAGCUUUCCAUGAUUUUGCCUCCGCUGCUCUCGUUCCUUCUUCCCAUACGGAAGGAGCUCCAAGGUAUCGGAUGAUCCCGACAGAAACGGAUCUGAAUGCGCUUCCUCUACCCUCAAGUAUACCAGAAAAAGUACUACCAAUUGCAGCUACCCAGUCGAGCACAAGCAGAGAUUCACAAUGGCAAGGUGGCCAUUUCAUGUCAAGCCUUGCAAGGAAAGGAGAAGCACUUGCUGUAUCUGGUUUAGUAGACUAUGAAGACGAGAUAGAUGUAAUUGCUCCAGCUGACGUUUUAAAACAAAUAUUUAAGAUACCAUACUCCAAGGCGCGAGUGUCAGUUGCAGUUCACCGUGUUGGACAGACGCUUAUCCUGAAUAGUGGGCCUGAUAUUGAAGAGGGAGAAAAACUUAUUCGUAGACAAAACCGUCAGCCAAAAUGUGUAGAUCAGUCCUUGUUUUUGAAUUUUGCUAUGCAUUCGGUAAGAAUGGAGGCUUGUGAUUGCCCGCCAAGUCACAAUACUUCGUCAGCUGAGCAGUUUAAAUCAUCUGUUUAUCCGGAUGUAUGCAUGUCAAGAGAAGGGUCACUUGAGUCCUCAGACCAACCGAUGCAAGGGCAUGCAUCCUACAGGCGUGAAGGCAUUGCUCAAGGGGAAGGGUACACCCAUCAACAAGAGUUCCCACAGGCUGGAAAGGAAAAUCUUGUUUGGGGGAACAAGAAGAAUAAGAGACAUAAAGGCCGUGAAACUGUCAAGAAGGUCUCAGAAGUUAAAGAAAAGCCAAGGUGCCAGGUGCAAGAAUCUGAAAAAUACAGAAAAGUUGGUGAUGAUGGUUUUCUAAGAGUGCUGUUUUGGCAGUUUCACAAUUUUCGUAUGCUCCUCGGUAGUGAUUUACUCAUAUUUAGCAACGAAAAGUAUGUCGCUGUGAGCUUGCAUUUGUGGGAUGUCUCAAGGAAGGUCACUCCACUUACGUGGCUGGAAGCUUGGUUGGAUAACUUCAUGGCUAGUGUUCCAGAAUUGGCCAUCUGCUAUCAUCAGGAUGGUGUUGUACAAGGUUAUGAGCUUCUGAAAACUGAUGAUAUUUUUCUGUUAAAGGGCAUAUCUGAUGAUGGAACUCCUGCUUUUCAUCCCCAUGUUGUCCAACAAAAUGGUCUUUCUGUUAUGAGGUUCCUUCAGGAGAACUGCAAGCAAGACCCUGGUGCUUACUGGCUAUAUAAAAGUGCUGGAGAAGAUGUCAUCCAACUGUUUGAUCUUUCCGUCAUUCCUAAAAACCACACUGCUGAUAGUUGUCAUGACAGUUCUGGCUCUUUGCCAUCUUUGAUUUACAGAGGGAGAAGCGAGUCCAUACUCUCCCUGGGAACUCUGUUGUACCGUAUUGCACAUAGGCUUUCACUCUCAAUGUCGCCUAAUAACAGGGCGAGGUGCGCAAGGUUUUUCCAGAAAUGUCUUAGUCUUCUUGAUGAGCCAGAUCAUCUAGUGGUUCGUGCACUUGCUCAUGAACAAUUCGCAAGGCUCCUGUUGACAUAUGAUGAAGAGUUAGAGUUGACAUCUUCAGUGCUUCCAGUAGAGUCGGAAGUUACUAUUUCUGAUGCUGAAGAAGAAUCCUCUGAGUUUAUAAGUGGGUUGUCUGCACCAAGUGUUCAAGAUAUCCUUUACCCCCCUGUUACCACAAUCAAACAACUUGAAAAUGCAGCACCUCUUGAAAAUUUUGAACAAGAAAAUUCUGCUGAGAUGUCAUUUAGCCGGACCAUAUCUUCACCUGGAAUGCCGGAAGUAUCAGAUAGGGUAUUGGAAACUGAGAAUCUGCCUAGAGUUGGUGAUAAUAACUUUUUGGUAUGUAAUUUGCAGAAAAGUUCAGAUAAUGUGGUUCAGACUGUUGCUGAUCCACUAUCCUCUAAACUGGCUGCAAUACAUCAUGUCUCUCAAGCCAUCAAGUCUCUGAGAUGGACACGGAAACUACAGACCACCAGAGCAGAGGUCAACCAUGAAAGUGAAGUUGAGGAUGAUCAACAUUCGCCAGCGGAUUUCUCUGUCUGUGCCUGUGGAGACACUGACUGUAUUGAAGUUUGUGAUAUUCGGCAGUGGCUUCCAACAUCAAAACUUGAUGACAAAUUAUGGAAACUUGUCCUAUUGCUUGGAGAAUCGUAUUUGGCCCUUGGCCAAGCUUAUAAGGAAGACGGGCAGCUGUAUCAAGCGUUGAAGGUUGUAGAGUUGGCAUGUUUGGUCUACGGAUCAAUGCCCCAAGACACAAGAUUCAUUUCCUCCAUGGUUUCUAGCUCAUUAGCCCAGGUGGACAUUAAUGAUAGAAGUCAAAAGGCAAAGUCUGCUAUAGAUGAUGAUAUGUUCACUUUUGACGGGCUUUCUUCUAAUUACCUCUUCUGGCCUAAAGCUUGGACCCUGGUAGGAGACAUAUUUGUCGAGUUCUACUUGAUGAAGGGUCGAGAGGUCUCAAGGCAAAGAGAGGGGAAAGAAUGCAUCAAGGACUUGAAAAUGUCAUCUGAAGUAUUGAAGGAGGUUGAAAGGCUGAAGAAGAAGAUGGAGCAAUUUAAUCAGAACUGCAGUUCUUGUUCUCUAAUAAAUUGCAGCUGCCGGAGCGACAGGGCCAGCAGCGGCAGUAGUGCUAGCAGCAGCUCCAGGGAUGCACACUCAUCAGGUUAUAUUAGAAAGCAGAGUAAAAAAUCAUAUGGCCGAAACAACCUCUAUGCACUGGCUGGUGACAAUGAUACUGAUGUCUCUCAGAAGGUUGAUCUCCAAAGUGCUUAUGGAGCUGAAAGCAUGAAGCACCACAAGAAUGACAUUAGGGGUGAAGCUUAUGGGAUUUCAGAAGCUAUUCAGCAGAAGAAUUUAGCAGCUGGAAGUUCUGAGGUAUCUGAUUGUAAAGAGACGUAUGAUGCAGGGAAGGAAAAUGCUCUUUCUGUAACUACUUCCAAAGGGGGUGGUAUAUUUAAAUACUUGAGGAGCUCUGUUCCUGGAGAUGCAGAUCAUACUCUCUCUGUUGCUCUGAGCUGUUAUGAAGAAGCUCGAAAAGCUAUGGGUGGACUUCCUGCCAGUUCAGCAGACCUACAAUCUGUACUUAAAAAGAAAGGAUGGGUGUGCAAUGAAUUAGGAAGAAAUAGGCUGGAACUUAAGGAUUUGGGCAAAGCUGAAGCUGCUUUUGCAAAGGCAAUUGAUGCAUUUAGACAAGUAGAGGACCAUACUAAUGUCAUUCUGAUCAACUGUAAUUUGGGCCAUGGACGGCGUGCAUUAGCAGAAGAUAUGGUAUUGAAGAUUGAAAGUCUCAAGAAACAUGCCAUAUUCCAAAAUGCAUAUUUGCAUGCACUUGAGACUGCCAAGAGUCAAUACAGUGAAGCACUCAGGUACUAUGGAGCUGCAAAAACAGAGCUAACUGCACUUGGUGAAAAAGCUGCUUCUGUAUCCGGCAGUCUGAGGAAUGAAGUGAACACGCAGCUUGCUCAUACAUAUCUGAAACUCGGCAUGCUAUUAGCUAGAGAAAAUACUGUUGCUGAGGUUUAUGAAAAAGGUGUCCUGGAAGACUGCUCUAGUUCUAGACCCUCUGAAACCCAGAUUGAUCAGAGAAAGCAUGAAAUAUCAGCAAAUGAUGCUAUACGGGAGGCUUUGGCUCUAUAUGAGUCACUAGGUGAAUUGCGCAAGCAAGAGGCUGCAUAUGCUCAUUUUCAACUUGCUUGCUAUCAAAGGGAUUGCUGCUUAAGGUUUUUGGAGUCCGAUCAAAAGAAAAACAAUGUGGUUAAAGGUGAAAACAAUUUGAGUCAAAAGGUAAAGCAGUAUGUAUCCCUGGCAGAAAGGAACUGGCAGAAAUCCAUGGAGUUCUACGGCCCAAAAACACACCCCAUAAUGUACUUGACUAUUGUUAUUGACAGAUCAGCUUUGUCACUUAGCCUAUCAAGUUACCUACACUCUAGUUCGUUGCUUGAAUCAGCCUUAACUCGCCUGCUUGAAGGAUGCCAUGUAUCUGAACAUACAUCACUUACUGAUGAAAAUCCUGAGGUUUGUGCUAAAUUUUGGAGCCAGCUGCAAAUGCUUCUUAAGACUAUGUUGGUGGCGACACGUUCGACAAAGACAAACAAAAUCCCUAUAAACCCUCAGAAAACUCCGCCUAGUAAAUUUGCUGAUGCUAAAAAACUAUCUGAGCUUUACAAGAUGUCUUUGAAGUCCUCUGAUUUUGGUAUGUUGCAUAAGAUGCACAGCUUGUGGACAGCAUAGCUACAACAGAUGUUGAAGUCGACAUUAUUGUGACUGACAAUAUUGUAAGUACAACCUGUGGGAAAUUUGCUCCCUGAACCUAUCAAAGAAGUUCCAAUCAUCUGCAAUUCUGUGUAGAAGAGAAGAUUAAUGAUCUGGUAGCCCAGACCUUUUCAGGACUGAAUUGGCUAAAUGUGAUGAUUCUUGAAACUGUGGGUCUUGAUGGGACUCAUUCGGAAUUUUGAUGGUUUUGCUGAUAAUAUUGAUGAAGAUCAUUAAUUGGGAUGGGAGUUGGUUCGAGGGAUAGGUCUGAACUGGGUUUGGAUGGUUAGAAAUUUUGAUUUUCGUUUUUUAGUUAAAAACGGGGUUGCUUUUAAGGGAGCUGUAGUACAUAAUAUACAUGCACAACAUUAUUGAAUGACUGUUGUACGAUAUAUAGUGCUUGAUGUGAUACAGAUAAAGUCUUUUGGAUGUGUU